Molecule: messenger RNA, 1726 nt
Organism: Oppiella nova
Lineage: Eukaryota; Metazoa; Arthropoda; Arachnida; Sarcoptiformes; Oppiidae
Source: the annotation of a GenBank genome assembly
UGCAUGUUAUUUACAGUACUGUAAACUUAUAUGGGAUUUGAAUUUCCUAUUUAUGUUGCAUUAGUUUUGUGGUAAAUAUUCUUCGAAAUAAUUGACACUAAAGACAAUGUCUUCGGCGACACCUCUGCGCCAAUUGGUCUCCGAUUGCUAUGAAUUCAAAGCCAUAAAGUUUGGCGACUUUGUGCUGAAGACUGGCAUCCAUUCGCCCAUUUAUCUCGACAUUAGACCAAUGGUUAACAGACCUAAACCACUGAAACUCUUAAGCGAAUUGAUGUACGAGAAGAUCAUCGCUUCCGGUAUCGGCUAUGAUCUCAUUUGCGGUGUUCCCUACUCUGCCCUAUCGGUCGCAUCGAGUAUUUGUGUCCAAAAAGAGGUAAAUAUGAUAACGAAGAGGAAGGAAAACAAAGACUACGGAACCAAACAGUUGAUCGAAGGCCAGCAUAAGCCGGGCGACAGAGUGGUGAUCGUCGAAGACAUCAUUUCCAGCGGUUCCAGUAUUCUGGAGACAGUUCUCGCGCUAAGAAGUGCCGGACUUGUGGUGACCGAUGCGGUCGUAUUCAUCGACAGACAACAGAAUGGCGUCAAUAAUAUGCUUGAAUACGGUAUUACUGUCCACAGUCUAAUCGACGUGAAGACAGCUCUCGAGUACUUAGUGGACGACCAGAAGAUCAGUGAACAGCAACGCAGCGAAACCAUCGCUUGGAUUAACGCCAAUCCGUUGCGGAUUAAUGAUGAGAUCGUCAACGAGUGGCGACUCUUAUGUCUGGAGAAUAGGACCACAAAACUGCUGUCAUAUGAGGAAAGGUCGCGAUUAUCAACGCAUCCGUUGACUCAACAGUUACUCGACUUAAUGGUCAAAAAGCGAAGCAAUCUCUGCGUUGCAGUCGAUCUCAUCCGAAGUCAACAGAUCCUAGAGUUGGCCAAAGAGGUCGGCCCAGCGAUAGUCAUACUUAAGCUGCACAUCGAUAUCGUCGAGGACUUUGACCACCAAUUCAUUGAACAGUUGACAGCAAUCGCCGAGGAAAUGAAGUUCUUUAUCUUCGAGGACCGAAAGUUCGCAGACAUCGGCCAAACCGUGGCCUUACAGUACGGGAAAGGCGUGCAUCGGAUCAGCAGUUGGUCUCAUAUAGUGAACGCACAUCUGGUCUCUGGUCCGGGAGUUCUGGAGGGACUCCGGAGUGCUGUCCAACAGGACGGGGAUAGCCAUCAACACCGGGGCUGCCUAUUGGUGGCCUCCAUGAGCUCGAAGGACAACCUCAUGAACGCCUCGUACCCGAAGUCGGCCUACAAGUGGUCCCAAAAGUACGCGGAUUUUGUCAUCGGUUUCAUCAGCCAAUCGCGAGUGUCGGCCGAUCAGCGGUUCCUUCACAUGACUCCCGGCGUUCACAUCGAUGUCAGCGGCGAUGGUUUGGGCCAACAGUACGUCACUCCUGAAGAAGCCAUUGGAAAGCGUGGCGCAGAUGUAGUGAUCGUCGGCAGAGGUAUUACCGGCGCUGCGGACCCGAGAGGGACGGCACACCUCUAUCGCCAGAAAGCUUAUGAGGCAUACGUCCAACGAUUGUCACUAUAAGUCCAAUGGAUCAGCUCUCAAGACAUGAUUUUUACUGAAUUUUUUUAUUAAUACUAGAAAUGAAUACAAAAAUCUGUUUUUAAAAUUAUUUGAGGCAUACGUUCAGCGAUUGUGUUUAUCACUCAGUGGAUCCGAUCUUAAGACACAAUAAUCACU